UGCCACCUCAUCCCUGUAACGGUCUCCCGCCCGCCAUAUAGUCCAAUGACUCAUUCUGGGAGAACGUCAUAUGAUGUGCUCCCAAUCUUACUGCGCAUGCGUGGCUCCGGGAGCGUGCAAUGUGGCGAUCGGCGGUGCGCUAUCAGUGUACCCUGAUGAUCAGUGUAGCCCCAGCAGUGCCACCUAUCAGUGCCCAUCAUUGCCAGCUAUCAGUGCUCAUCCAUGCCACCUGCUAGUGCCCAUCAGUGCCACAUUGAUGCCACAUAUCAGUGUCUACCAGUGCCUACCAGUGCACAUCAAUUCCACAUAUCAGUGCUCAUCUGAGCUGCCUUUCAGUGUCACCCAUCAGUGCCAGUCAGUGCCAGCUAUCAGUGCUGCUAAUCAGUGGCAGUCAGUGCCGCCUAUCAGUGUGCAUCAGUGUCACCUAUCAGUGCCCGUCAGUGCUGCCUAUCAGUGCCGCCUAACAGUG
This is a messenger RNA of Staurois parvus, 469 nucleotides long. The record is from the annotation of a GenBank genome assembly. NCBI's taxonomy places the organism in Eukaryota, Metazoa, Chordata, Amphibia, Anura, Ranidae.